CACUCUCCUGGCUCCAUGGCUGCCGUCCGCGAGUGGUCCUGCACCCGCUGCACCUUUCUGAACCCCGUUGGCCAGCGGCAGUGCUCCAUCUGCGAAGCCCCCCGCCAGAAACCCGACCUCAAUCACAUCCUGCGGCUCAGUGUGGAGGAACAGAAAUGGGCUUGUGCCCGCUGCACCUUCAGGAACUUUCUGGGCAAGGAAACCUGUGAGGUUUGUGGCUUCACCCCAGAGCCAGGGCCCAGCGGCUCCCCCUUGCCCGUUAUCAACGGUAUCUUCUCCAAGGAGGAGGCUGCCAAGGCAGAAAGCAGCAGCGAGGACUCGGAGGGGAAGAGCCCUGACGAAGCAGAGCUGGAGAGCGGCUGGGCUUGCCAGCGCUGCACACUGCACAACACGCCUGUGGCCAACUCCUGCUCUGCCUGCGGUGGCCCACGCAAGCUCUCCCUGCCCAAGAUCCCACCAGAGGCACUGGUCGUCCCUGAAGUCAUCACCCCCGCCGGGUUUCACAUGGCCCCCUCUACCCCCCAGCCUUUAGUCUCUGCAGAGAUCUCUGAUGGUGAUGCCGUGGCUGCCCAGGGCCCAGUGGCUAUGGAGCAAGAGACCCAGAAGAUACCAGCCUUCAGUCCCUUCUCCCAAGGGCUCCAGAACAACCCUGUGCCCCGAAGCCGCCGGGAGGUGCCCCCCCAGCUGCAGAUGCCGGGCCCCGAAGCCUCCCAGCCCGCGGCUCAGAGCUCAGCGGGGCAGAAGGGCUCUCCGCAGGGUCAGGCCAGGGCUGCCCCGGCUGCCCGCUUCCAGGAGCUGCUGUCCAACAAGCGGCUGAGCGUGCUGGAGGAGGAGAUGGACGUCAGUCCGUCCCACUGGAAGUGCAGCUCCUGCUCCCUGCUUAACUCUGCCGGGGCUGCCAAAUGUGAGGCUUGCAACACCCAGAAAGGCAGUGACACCAUCAAUCUGGUGGGGGACUCGGUGAGAUUAAACCCGUGAAGCCCCUCCAGCACUGAUUUCACCACCUGGUCCUGUUCCAAGUGCACCCUCAAGAACCCCACCCUGGCCCAGAAGUGUAAAGUCUGUGGCUCCUCCAAGCUGCACGGCUUCCAGGAGCACGGGACACCGGGCGAGCCGUCCUCCCGCUGCCCCGACUGCGGGGCUUCUGACAAGGGCGGCUGCUCCUCCUGCAGCAGCAAAGCCCCGUCCGCCCGCAAGGUCGCUCGUCUCUUCCCGUCCCAGUUGCCCACCGGGCAGGAGAGGCCGGGCCAGUGGGCUUGUCCUGCUUGCACCUUGCUCAACGAGCUCAAGGCCAAGCACUGCGUGGCCUGCCAUACCCCGCAGCAGUACGUGGCCCAGCGCAAGGGCCUCAAGCCCCUGAAGAGAAGGGAGAGCAUGCACGUGGAGAAGAGGCGGCAGACGGAUGAGGGAGAGGCCAAAGCCCUGUGGGAAAACAUCGUGACCUUCUGCCGGGAGAACAAAGUCAAUUUUGUAGAUGACAGUUUCCACCCUGGACCUAAGUCCGUGGGAUUCCCGGAAGGCGACAGCGUGCAGCAGAGGGGGAAACAGUGGCUGCGACCCCACCAAAUCAACUGUAGCAUCUUCAAGGACCGAUCGGUGAAGUGGUCAGUGUUUCGGACGCCCAGACCCUCGGAUAUCCUGCAGGGACUGCUGGGAAACUGCUGGUAAGGGGGACGGCUGCGGACUGCAGUCCCCUGCGCUGCCCGACUGGUGGAGAGGGUGAUGAUCACCAGGACGCUGUGCCCAGAAGGUGCCUACCAAGUGCGGCUGUGCAAGGACGGCACGUGGACCACGGUGCUGGUGGAUGACAUGCUGCCGUGCGAUGAGUGUGGAUACCUCCUCUUCUCACAG
Antrostomus carolinensis (chuck-will's-widow) is the source of this 1851-nucleotide messenger RNA. Its product is annotated as calpain-15. Gene Ontology annotation, cellular component: cytoplasm. Gene Ontology annotation, molecular function: calcium-dependent cysteine-type endopeptidase activity. Gene Ontology annotation, biological process: proteolysis. Lineage: Eukaryota; Metazoa; Chordata; Aves; Caprimulgiformes; Caprimulgidae. The record is from RefSeq and is a predicted model, not a curated record.